CGCGGCUCGUGGCCACCCCGCUGGUCCCCGCGUCCCUCCCCUCCCCCUCUUCCUCCUGCUCGCCCCGCUUCUUCCUCCCCCUCCCUUCCCUGGCCGGCGCCGUGCUGACCCUGGCCAGGGAGCCAGGAGGCGGGUCCCGGACAAAAGAUAUAAGCGGCGGCGCGGGCCGUGGAGUCCUGCAGCUGCGGGAGCCUCUCUCCGAAGAGCCGCGGCUGCCCGGAGGACGCCCAGUCCGGCCACACUGAAGGACAGCUGUGGCCACUAGCUCCGCUGCUCCGACUCGGACUGCUCCCUAAGCCCCGACCGCCCAGCGCCCACAUGGAGACCGUCCAGCAGCUGAUCCCUCUGGCCAAGGAGGUGCUGGCUCCGAAGCCGCGCGGGAAGCUGGUGAGGCUGUACGUGCUGGGCAGCGUGCUGGCGCUCCUGGGCGCCGUGCUGGGCCUGGUGGAGGCCGUGUGCAGCCCGUUCGCGGCCGCCCGCCGCCUGCGGGACGAGGAGGCCGCCGUGGCCGAGCUGCGGGACGCUCGCGAGCGGCAGGCGCGGCGCGCUGGGGCCCUGCGGGAGAAAGACAAGCCGCGGGAGGCCCUGGGCAGCGGCCGGGCCCUGUCCCACCGGCAGCACGCCUCCUAGGACCCGCGGAGGCCGGCACAGGGAGAAGGGACCGGGCCCAGGAGAGACGUCCCACUCGUGCCAAAGACACCGCCUUCGAACCGACCCGCCGCACAGAUCCACCCAAGGGGUUUGGGGUCGAGUCCUGCUGCUGUGCAGCACCUUGUGAAAAGUCCAGUUCCUGCCUGUGAGCUAGGGAAGAGGGGAUGUGCUUUUUUUACUAUUGUUAUUGUGUUGUUGUUGUUAUUAUUAUUAUUAUUACUACUACUACUACAAUGGCCACUGUUUUGCACUUUGAAAUAAAAAACAUUUUGUAGUA
This is a messenger RNA of Jaculus jaculus (lesser Egyptian jerboa), 928 nucleotides long. It is a transcript of the gene G0s2, whose product is annotated as G0/G1 switch 2. NCBI's taxonomy places the organism in Eukaryota, Metazoa, Chordata, Mammalia, Rodentia, Dipodidae. The record is from RefSeq and is a predicted model, not a curated record. The transcript has 2 exons. The coding region runs from base 319 to 630 and encodes 103 amino acids. Gene Ontology annotation, cellular component: mitochondrion. Gene Ontology annotation, biological process: positive regulation of extrinsic apoptotic signaling pathway.